AUGCUCAUUCAUCUGGCCAGUAAUUUGGAGUUGCGUGGGCAGCCGACGGUACCCCAAGACUCUUCCCGACUCUUAGCACCACUGACUGGGACGCACGAUGAGGCUUUCUACCUAACACCAAUUCAAGAGGAAUAUUUCCUUACCUUGUACUGGGAAACCUACCACACGUCGCUUUACGCUAUAAUUGACGAGGCAAGCUUCAAAACACACAUUCAAUCACUGUAUGUCGAUGUACCACCAGGACUCCCGAGAAGGCAAUCAGCACUUGUGGAUAUCAUCAUUGCCAUGUGUAUGCAGUACCACGUUUCUUCACGGCCGGCCAGGAAGAAAACGUGUAUUGUAGAAGACAACGACGCCACGCUAGCUGGUAGAUGGUAUUACAGGCGUGCCCAGACUCUCCUGGCCUGUGAGAUCGAAGGCCCUUCACUGUCAACUUUGCAGUGCAAUCUACUGUGUGCUGUGUAUGUCUGUGUUGGAUCUUUUCACAAUAUGGCAGACAGCAUCUGUUCUCUCGCUGUCCGGACUGCCUAUAUGCUGGGCCUCCAUCUGGAACCACCAACAACGUUGCCCUCAUGCGAGAGGGAGUUGCGGAGACGACUAUGGUGGUCUGUUUUUGAACUGGACACUAAAGUAGGCAUCAAAGUUGGCCGUCCGUUUCUUAUUCGUACCACACACAUGAUGCCCCAGUUACCCCGAGACGACCUUGCAGCAGCCAUUGAGUCAGGAUCGACAUUUGCUCCUAUCGGAGACAACGCUACUUGGCUAAGCUUCAACCUACAAAGGUUCACACUAUACAAAAUUGCGCGAGAUCUCAACCUGUCCUUCUAUGGCCACGAGCUCAAGUUUAAAGAUGGAGACUCGUUUUACAAUGACGAUAGCGCUAUGGACGAUCUUGCAGUCACUUGGGGUCCACAAACAACGACCUUGACCGAGUGGACAAAGCAUGUUCCUAACCCUCUCCAGAACAAGCGCAAGAACGGCGUUGCGUUUUCUGGUGAUGGUUCGACACUCGAUCUCGAACCAUAUGCACCACUCUGGCUGCAAAGACAACGGUUAUGUCUCGAACUGGAAUACAAUCAUCUAUGCAUCAGUCUACACCGCCCUUUCAUAUCGUUCUCACUCAAUCAGGGAAGCAACACAGUAGCUAUGGCUGUCAAGUGUGCGCACCACGCCAUAGAACUAACCAACAUCGUUCAUCAGGUGCUGACCACAACGACUAUCCUCCACGGCUGGCACGAGGCCUUUCAGUGGCAGUGGAGUGCAGCCAUGACGCUUGUAGGAUUCGUCAUGGCAAACACGCAAGAUCCUCUUGCACCAGCGGCCCGCAAAUCUAUACAGUUAGCAGUUUCCGUGCUCGAUAUGUUUGCCUCAAGCUUUGAGGCUGCGGUCAAGGCAGCUAUUAUUGUCCGGACAUUACACCAAAACAUUGAAUCUGUCAUGACACAGUUCGAAGCGCAAACGGCCCAGUUCGCAGGGACGACAAAUGUUAAUCCUUUGCUGGAUAGAUCUGUUUCGUUGCAGGAGGGUGGUGAGGAUGGGGUUCCGAAUCAAUUCGAUGGCGUUGGAAAUGAUUUGGACCUUUUGGACAUGACUAUGAACGUGGAUUUCUGGGCUGAACUGGAUAUGCUUUUACCUGGAGGUUCUGGAAGUACCACGUCGCUACAAUCAUAA
Messenger RNA from Fusarium graminearum PH-1, 1671 nucleotides. RefSeq lists its product as uncharacterized. Gene Ontology annotation, molecular function: RNA polymerase II cis-regulatory region sequence-specific DNA binding; zinc ion binding; DNA-binding transcription factor activity, RNA polymerase II-specific. NCBI's taxonomy places the organism in Eukaryota, Fungi, Ascomycota, Sordariomycetes, Hypocreales, Nectriaceae. Gene Ontology annotation, cellular component: nucleus. Gene Ontology annotation, biological process: positive regulation of transcription from RNA polymerase II promoter by galactose; DNA-templated transcription. The coding region runs from base 1 to 1671 and encodes 556 amino acids. The record is from RefSeq and is a predicted model, not a curated record. The transcript has a single exon.